AUGGCGGCGCGUAAACUUUUUUUCGACGAUUCUGAUUUUGAUGCAAAUAAAUUGACGGAAUUACAAGCUCAUGAAUCCACUGAUUCGGAAUAUCUUGAUGACUCUGAUGCUGAUCCCAGUUACAUUUGUAGAAUUUUGAAGAAAGGACAAUGGCCUAUUGUGGAGUCCAUACAUUAUCCUAGUGCUCCAGUAAUUACUGAUUCUAGUUUAAAUAUUGUACAGCAGAAUAAUUUAAAUCAGAAUGAAGCGAUGGACUAUACAGAUAUGGAUGUUGCAACUCAGAAUUUAGGUCUAAAUGUUACACAACAGAAUGAUACAAUUCAAAACGAGGAGUUGUUUGAGUGUACGGAUAAUGAUAUUACAAAUCAAAAUCGGAGAAAAGGGCGAAAAAGAACAAAAGAUCCACAGGCAUGGAAAUGUUACAUAAAUAAAAGGAAAAGACAAGCAGGCGAGGAGUAUCACAACAGAAACAAAACAGUUAGACGAAGAAGGGAGUUGAAAAAUACAAAGGACUGCACAGCAUGCAAAUUCAAAUGCAGCACAUUCUUCUCAGAAGACCAAAGGGCUUUGAUAUUUGCACAUUUCUGGAGCCUCCCUGAUGAGAGAAAAUCGCAUUUCUACAGCGAAAAUACAACACGUAUUUUAAAAAAAACUAAAAGAACAACAGUUGAGGACUCGAGGCGGCAGUACUCUUUCUCCUACUUUUUCUAUAAAGAUGGUUCUGCUAUCAGAGUUUGUAAACCCUUUUUUUUGAACACAUUGGACAUUAGCCAACGUAGAAUCUCCUACUUCUAUGAUCACUUUCAAACAGCAACCAAUACACCAGCUGCUAGGAAACAAGGCAAACAUGUCAAAAAAAGGAUUCCUGACAAUGUUAGAGAAGGAAUAAGAGAACAUAUUAGGAGUGUGCCUUGUGUAGACUCACACUAUUGCAGAGCUAAAACAAACCGAAAGUAUUUUGAAUCCGAAUUAUCUGCAAGUCGGCUUUAUGAAUUAUACACAACAUUUUGUCAGGAAAAGGGAUAUGAAGCUGGUAAAAAACACUUGUACACUAAUAUUUUUGCAACAGAAUUUAACAUUUCGUUCCACCAUAGAAAAAAGGAUAGAUGUGAAAAAUGUGAAAUAUUCAAAACUAAAACCUCUGAAGGUACGUUCAGUGAUGAAGAGCAAUCACGACAUUUCAAACACAUUGAACUUAAAGAAGAUGCCCGUGAAGAACGAAAGCGAGAUAGAGAGUCAAGAGUUCCUGUUCUUUCCUUUGAUUUGCAAAAAGUCAUAACCCUCCCGAAGGCUGAAGUCUCAAAUUUUUAUUACCUAAGGAAGCUCUCUUCUUAUAACAUGACAGCGCAUCUGUCGGUAGACAAAUCUACUUACUGUUGUGUCUGGACUGAAGGCCAGUCUGGCAGAUCUGGGAAUGACAUGGCAUCUGCCAUCAUUAAAAUUUUAGAGUCUGUCUUGGAGAAGCAUCCUCAGAUAAAAAACCUGAUACUGUGGUCAGAUUCGUGUGUUCCACAGAAUAGAAACCGCAUCAUGACAGAAAAGAAGAAAGAUUUGAAAAAAAUGAUGCCCUACAUGCCAGAGAUUGACAGAAAAUUUAUGGCUACUCUUUGUGCUGUGGAUUACCGUUGCGAGAAAAAUUGGGUUCAAGAUCAGCAUCUUUGCUACUACUUUAGCAAGAACUACGAGCCUUACGCUAACUGGGAGGAAGCUAACAGCACAUGUGGGCGCUAUGGCGCUUUCCUUUUUGAGGGAUUUCAAGAGGAAACAUUAGAGUUUGUAAAAGACUUUGUGUCAAGCGACGUUUGGGUUUAUUUAUAUACAAAUCAUCCUCUAAUGUGCGCGACGUUAGCACCACAAUCAAGACAAUCACCAUGGGGCUACAACUACAUUUCAAGUAACUAUCAUGGUUACCAUGAUACAAAACCUACUCUCGAAAUUCACAUGGAUACCAAUUGCCAAAGAAAAUUACCUUUCAUCUGUAAGAAAUACGUGCAGCUACAUGAAAAGAAUGCUUUAUUCAAUGGAAGCUUGGCUGAAUCAAUUACCAAUCUGACGCAACAAUGUGACGUUAUGAGCCUCUUCUACCUUGGGCAAUGUCUGGUGGCCGUGAAUGUUCCCCUGGCGAAUCCUGAUGCUGAAACUGUCUGUGCCAGUAAAGGCGGUACUUUGAUGCCUGACAAACGUGAUGUGAUGUUGCUUAAUUACGAGCUGGAGUUAAAGAACAUCACUGGUGACGUUUGGAUCAAACAUGACGGUGAAAUUAUGAGUAGCUUUGACUACAUGAUGAUGAAAAUGUUCAAAAGCAGAAGGAUGCAGCUUUGCACAUCCUUGUUUAAUGGGACAAAAAACAACCAUGAAGAAUGUUGGAAGAAACUACCCUUUGUUUGUCUAUUGCCUAUUGAAAAAUCAAAUGUCACUAUUGUGACGGAGCAGUAUCAACAACCAGACCACCCACAUCAUAAAUGUCCUGAGCAUGAGAUCAAACAUAGAGAUAGUUGCUAUAUGGUUCAGUCAGAUCACGUGUAUAGCUGGCAUGACGCGAUAAAACAUUGCAAGAAACUCGGGAUGGGGCUACUGAAUGUGAAAUCAUAUGAAGAGUUUAAAUUUGUAAAAAAACAUGUGGGGAAUAUGAGCGAGAUUUGGAUCGGGCUGUAUAUGUCACCAUCAGGUCAGUUAAAAUCACUUGACCACCAGGAUUGGAAUUUAACUAUGAACUUGACAGCGAUGAACGACACAAACACUAAUCAGUGUAUCGCCUUCAACAAUGUUUUGGGCAAGCUGGAGGUAAAGGACUGUAAGGAAAAAAUGUACACUGUCUGCCAUGGUAUGUAA
Physella acuta is the source of this 2832-nucleotide messenger RNA. RefSeq lists its product as uncharacterized. The record is from RefSeq and is a predicted model, not a curated record. NCBI's taxonomy places the organism in Eukaryota, Metazoa, Mollusca, Gastropoda, Physidae.